GUCGAGCAUGAAAGAGCUGGAGGACAACGUCAAAGUGUGGUGUCUGGACACUGUGGCGGCUCAGUAUCAGAGACAGCACCCGGAGCUCACUCCUCUACUUGAGAAAGAAGGAGAUUAAUUAUGGUGCAGAGGCAACAGACCCCUGUCCUGGAAGUUGAGGAUCCUGAAACCAAGGAGCACGAGGAGUGCUUUUGUGACAAGGUCAUGAGAUGGUUUCAGGCCAUGCUGCAGUGGCUGCAGACGUGGUGGCAGACGGUUGUGGCCUGGGUGAAGGAGAACGUGGAGGCCUUGGUCCAUGCAGUGCAGGCCCUCUGGAAAGAGUUGGAGAGUUUCUGCUGCUCUCUCACAGAGCUCUUCAUGUCCUUUUUACAUUCCCAAGGAGCCCCCGAGGGGAUGGAGGAGCUGACACCCCAGAAGUACUCUGAACCCCAAUGAAGCUACUGACACCACCUUUGCCCUCCCCCUCACUGUGCACCCACCCUGACCCUCUCCCUCAGCUCUCCUGUGCUCCGCCCCCCUCCCACACACCCAAUCUCCC
This is a messenger RNA of Saimiri boliviensis boliviensis (Bolivian squirrel monkey), 538 nucleotides long. Its product is annotated as interleukin-32. Gene Ontology annotation, biological process: immune response. NCBI's taxonomy places the organism in Eukaryota, Metazoa, Chordata, Mammalia, Primates, Cebidae. The record is from RefSeq and is a predicted model, not a curated record.